Molecule: messenger RNA, 1039 nt
Organism: Bursaphelenchus okinawaensis
Lineage: Eukaryota; Metazoa; Nematoda; Chromadorea; Rhabditida; Aphelenchoididae
Source: the annotation of a GenBank genome assembly
AUGCAGCCAGUCAAUCCACCAUUGGUAGUGAAGAUGUCACCAGUACGGCCACCAUGCUGUCCAUGCCCAUGUUGUUGCGGCGGAUGUCCGUGUUGUUGUAAGUGGCUAGAUUAAUACGGGGGUGGGUGGAAGCCGGAAGAAAACAAGAUUAGAAAGUUUGACAGAACCUUUUGCAUUAAUUGCAAAAAGAUAUUGUAGAUUAUCUUGUUUGUAAGGAGUUUAGAUUGUAGGAGUUUUUUGUACAAUAUUUAGCUAUGUUUAUAUUGUGAUUGGUAGUAAUGAUAUAGCACUAAUGUAAAAAAGAACUAACAAGGAAAAUGUCUGAUCAGCCCCACUCAGAAUCAGCACAAUUUUUUAAAUAUAAAUUCUUUGUACCACCAAUAGUACCCGUAAAAGAUUUUUAGCUUGCGCUUUUGAAUUUUAAAUUUGAAUUAUUUUGUUUUUCCGCCAAUUUGACAAAUUUGGCAUUGUGUUUCAAGCACUUUUUUGACUUUCCAGCCAAGCUGCACUUAUAAAUUUAAAAAUCUCGGUUCAUUUAAAGGUAUUCUACUAGUAUAUCUAAGAAAAAUAAUUAAAAGUCAAAAACUGGCAAAGUUAUAAGCUUGAAACACAAUGCCAAUUUGACGGGAAAUUCAAAACUUAAUUUUUUUGAUCUUGGUUUUCUCAAGAUUUCCUUGUAAUCGCUACUUUGCUAAAGAUCUUACAUUUAUAAUACAUGAUCUUUCUAUAUAAAAAGUUUGAAGUCAAUCAGAGCGGGGCAAGUCGCGUACUUUCCUUGUAGCUUUAUAUUAUGAUUGGUGGUAAUAAUAUAGUGCUAAAGUGCAAAAGAAAUAAGUCUUUCAGGUGAAACAUAUUCAAAUUUUAAAGCAUUUUUAUAUUAAAAUUUUUAAAACCCGUACUUUAUAUUGCACUACAAUGUCAAUUUCUAGGCGGCUGUCCAUGUUGUGGUGGCAAAAGAAGGAGAAGAUCUCUACGCUUUCUACAGAAACAAGUCAAGCCUUUUGGAGCCAGUAGGGCUACCAGAUUCUGUCCUCUGUAA